AUGCGUUCGGCUAUCUUGUUGCAAGAAACAGAGAAGACACUACUCAAGUCUGGAGCGAAUUGCAUUUCUACCUCAACCAAAAUGGAAGUGGUUGAUUUGCUUCCCGCUGAGGAACAACGAUUGGUUUGGUAUGAAACGGAGCGAAAAUUUUGGUACAAAUUUGACAAUGAGACCGAUGUCAAAAAGCAAGAGUCGGAGCAAACAUAUAAAGCGAGGGAGGCGGAGGCGAGAGCCGAUCUCGGCAUCUUAACCAAGCACCGAGCACAACUCACUGAAAGACAAGAGCGCCUUUUUAAGGAGCUUACACAAGUCGAUGAGGAGCUUGCUCAAGUUGUCGAAGAACGUAACGACAGAGUCACGAAAUUGAAUAAUCUGAAACAAACUCACCGGCAAAGCGAACGUGAUGCACUGGAGGAACGCAGGAAAAUCGCGAACAGAAUGAAAAGAUUCUUUAGGAUCAAACGAGGAGAGGAUCCAAAUACACCUUCUGGACAACACCGCUACCAUUUACGCAGAAAAAGUAUCCAGGGAGCAUUCGGAGGUGCAGGGCUUGUUCCAUUUGAACCAAAAAGUGACUUAUUGCGGCUAGAUGUGAGGCUACGGACGCCAUCGCCAGUUGAUGAGGCACUUGAUCUACCAAACAGGUGGGCUAACUAUAUUAAAAGACGGAUAAGCCACUACCUAGGAAGCUCGCCAACCUCAAUUUUAGACCCUGUGGAUCAAAUUACGAGGGGAACAUGCAGAAUGAUGCAUAAGAUGGCUCCCUUAAAGGCUGAAGUUGAACAGCUUCGAACGGCAAAUGCACUACUAAGCAAGCAGCGUAGAGCUAAGAAAACGCAUCUACGCCAAGGCUGUAUGAUUAUUGCUGAGGGACAAUCUCUUCGGGGCCAGAAUGAUGCGGAAGAGCAGAUGAGGCAGGAAGAUCGCCUGAAAAGGGGUCGGAAGCCGCUGGAUGAGCGGCAGGGUCGGCGAUGUGGUACGUGCGGCAAGACUGGUCAUAAUGCGCGAACUUGUCAGAUUGACGUGGAAACGUCUAAUGAAGAGAACAGCAGUAAAAAUUAA
Pochonia chlamydosporia 170 is the source of this 1062-nucleotide messenger RNA. RefSeq lists its product as hypothetical. Bases 1 to 1062 code for a protein of 353 amino acids. Lineage: Eukaryota; Fungi; Ascomycota; Sordariomycetes; Hypocreales; Clavicipitaceae. Gene Ontology annotation, molecular function: nucleic acid binding; zinc ion binding. The transcript has 2 exons. The record is from RefSeq and is a predicted model, not a curated record.